Molecule: messenger RNA, 2837 nt
Organism: Tripterygium wilfordii
Lineage: Eukaryota; Viridiplantae; Streptophyta; Magnoliopsida; Celastrales; Celastraceae
Product: potassium transporter 10-like
Exons: 11
Coding region: 179-2509 (776 amino acids)
Biological process (GO): potassium ion transmembrane transport
Cellular component (GO): membrane
Molecular function (GO): potassium ion transmembrane transporter activity
Source: RefSeq, a predicted model, not a curated record
ACUUUUAUGAUUUCUGUAUCUCUCCGUCGCUCUCUCUUCUUCACUGUGAUAGAAUUUAUGAAGCAUAGACGCAAUCGCUGGUCCAUUUAAUCUUCUGUCUUUUCUUUUCUUUUUUCUUUUUUUAUCUCUGACUCUCUCUAUUGUCACUCAGUCUAUUGCUCUCUCUGUUCAUCUGUUAAUGGAUCCUGAACUAACUUCAAGUCCCUCGCUUGAUGGGUUUAAGAAGCAUACACUCCUUUUGUCUUUCCAAAGCCUUGGAGUAGUUUUUGGUCGCUUAAGCACUGCUCCCUUAUAUGUCUAUGGCACGAUUCCUGUAGAAGAAUUCACAUCGUCUGAUUCUGCAUAUCAAUACUUAUCUUUUAUUUUCUGGACUCUGACAAUCGUUACCUUGCUAAAGUAUGCCAUAAUUGUAUUGAGAGCCGAUGAUGAUGGAGAAGGUGGUCCAUUUGCGCUGUACUCAUUAUUGUGCAGGCAUGCUAAAGUUGGCCUGCUUCCUAAUGAUAGAAAUGCUAACAAGGUUAUGCAUUAUGAGGCUGGAAGCCCUUUUAGGAUCAAGAAGGAAACGAGGGCUAGAAGAGCAAUAGAAAACAAUAAAACUAGUCAUUAUUUGAUGCUGCUAUCGGCCCUGUUUGGUGCUUGCAUGAUGAUUGGUGAUGCAGUGCUUACCCCAGCUAUUUCUGUGUUAUCUGCUUCAUCAGGUCUUCAGCGAUCAUUAGCCGAUAUGGCAGAUAUAUUUUCCUCUUCACCAAAAGAGCAGGACCUUAUCGCAGAAGACCUGAAUAAGUAUGUCCCAGUUCCGUUUGCCUGUGCCAUAUUGGUGUGCCUUUUUACACUCCAGCACUAUGGGACCCAUAAAAUAGGCUUUAUGUUUGCUCCAAUUAUCAUCGUAUGGCUCUUAUUCAUUGGUGGAGUAGGCAUACAUAAUAUAGUGCAAUGUGAACCCAAAAUCAUUUCUGCAAUCUCCCCAGUAUAUAUGUAUAGAUUCAUCAGAAAUAUUGACAAAAGAAGUUGGAGGUCAUUGGGGAGCAUCCUUUUGUGCAUUGCAGGAACAGAGGCUAUGUUUGCAGAUUUAGGUCAUUUUUCAAGAAAGCCACUCCAGAUUGUGUUUGUGUCCUUGAUUUAUCCAAUUCUAAUUCUGUGCUAUGCGGGUCAAGCUGCAUUUAUUUCCAAGAACUAUGAAAAUUUUGAAGAUUUCAAUCAUCUCAGUCGAUCUGUACCUAAACUUGCACGCCAUGUCUUCGUAGUGCUCUCACUUCUUGCUUCAGUCGUAGGAAGCCAAGCAAGUUUAACGGGAAGUUUCUCCAUCAUAAAUCAGUGUCUGGCACUUGGUUGUUUUCCCCGAGUAAAAGUUAUACAUACAUCAGAUAAACUUAAUGGUCAAGUUUAUAUUCCAGAUGUCAACUGGCUAUUGAUGGUCCUUAGUCUCUGUGUUACAAUUGGUUUCCAUGAUGCUGUGCGGAUUGGUAAUGCAGCUGGCUUAGCAAUUGUUUCCGGAAUGCUAGUCACAUCUUUUCUGAUGUCACUUGUGAUUGCUUUAUACUGGGAGAAGAGUUGGUUGGUCUCUUUGUGCUUCUUACUCUUCUUUGGCUUUGUGGAAGCCAUUUACCUAUCAGCAUGCAUGUUAAAUUUUCACAAAGGCGCCUGGUCUUUGUUUGUGUUUGUGGCAUUGUCCUUGACAAUCAUGCUUGCAUGGCAUUAUGGAACUAUGAAGAAGUACGAGCUUGAUUUGCAAAACAAGGUAUCUACAGAAUGGCUCACAGACUAUAGUCCAGGCCUUGGAGUUGCAAGAGUACCCGGAAUCGGUUUCAUCUUUACUGAUAUAGUGACAGGAAUCCCAGCUUUCUUCUCACAUUUCAUUACAAAUCUUCCUGCAUUUCAUCAAGUACUGAUCUUUGUGUCCUUCAAGUCUUUACCUGUCCCUCAUGUGCCCCCAAGUCGACGUUAUCUUAUAGGCCGGGUUGGUGCCAAGACGUAUAAAAUCUUUCGAUGCAUUGUGAGAUACGGGUAUUGUGAUCGUAUUCGGGACACAGAUGAUUUUGAGGAGCAGAUUAUUCGUUCGAUUGCAGAAUUCAUUUCCCAGGAAGAAAAUGAUUUUGAAUCACUAGUCUCCCCUGAAGGAAGAAUGAUUGUGGUUGGAAAGCCAUCUCCGGAGGGAAAUGCCAUAAUUCCUGUACAGGAUACUUGCUCAGAUGUGGGAACUACAAGCGUGGCGAACAAUGAAACUCCUGUCCGAAGAAAGAAGAAGGUACGAUUUACAUUGCCUGAAAAUCGUCCUAAAAUGAACGUAUUCGUCAGGCAGGAGCUACAAGAACUAAUUGAUGCCAGAGAGAGUGGUACUGCAUAUUUGCUAGGCCGGUCUCAUCUAACCGUUCGUCAAGGCUCGAGCUUCUUGAAGCAGUUUCUAAUCAAGACUUACGUUGUCUGCGAUCAGAAUUGCCGAGCCCAUCCAGUUGCAUUGAACAUUCCUCAUGCAGCUCUUGUGGAGGUUGGUAUGGUCUAUACAAUAUAAACAAUCAACACAACACAGUUAAGGAUUGUCUUGAAGUUGGUGUGGUCUAUACAUUCUUUCAAUAAUGCAUGUUGCUGCAAUGGUUUGCAACAGUUAGCGGAUUUUUGUCCAAGCUAUUCUAAAUGUUAUGAUGGACGCACACGAUUUCAUAUGAAUCAUGUGGGUCUCAUAUUCACAUAGAUGAGGUGCGUCCAUCUCAUCAUUUGGAAUAUCUUAGGACAAAAGAAUUACUGGGAUGCUUAUCAUUUUCAAUUAGUUUGUAGGAUAAGUUUUCAAGGUUCUGCAUAAAUCACUAAGAGCUAUAAUUUCACGGGCUCAGCCCAUUAAA